Molecule: messenger RNA, 1770 nt
Organism: Melopsittacus undulatus (budgerigar)
Lineage: Eukaryota; Metazoa; Chordata; Aves; Psittaciformes; Psittaculidae
Gene: MUC13
Product: mucin 13, cell surface associated
Exons: 19
Coding region: 1-1503 (500 amino acids)
Biological process (GO): heart development
Source: RefSeq, a predicted model, not a curated record
AUGAGGUGCUGUGUAGUCCUUGUUGUGUUGCUCAGUCUGGUGUUCUUUUCGAAAGGAAGCACUACACCUCUUGAGACAACACCAUCAACAACACAAGGAAGUACAGCAGGAAGCACUACAGCUCUUGAGACAACACCAUCAACAACACAAGAAAGUGACGGAAAUGAUACAGAUCCUGAGACGACAACAUUAACAGAUCAAGGAAGUACAGCAGGAAACAAUACAGCUCUUGAGACAACACCAUCAACAACACAAGGAAGUACAGCAGGAAGCACUACAGCUCUUGAGACAACACCAUCAACAACACAAGAAAGUGACGGAAAUGAUACAGAUCCUGAGACGACAACAUUAACAGAUCAAGGAAGUACAGCAGGAAGCACUACAGCUCUUGAGACAACACCAUCAACAACACAAGAAAGUGACGGAACGAACCCAACAUCAUCUUCAGCAACAACACCAGCAACAACAGACUUCUGCAACCCAGACCCUUGUGGAAAAAAAAUGGCUAAAUGUGUUGCUUUAAAUAGCAAUUAUACCUGCCAGUGCCAAUAUGGAUUUUACUACAGCAAUGAGAAUUGUCAUACAGGGAAAAUAUUCCCAGGUGUCAUUACACUGACAGGAUCUUACAGUAGCAGUGUACAAAUUGUAAAUUCUCUGGAAUAUGAAGAGUUGUUCAAAAAUAUAACAAUGUUGUUUAAGGAUGCUUUCAAACAUUUAGAUGGCUUUGCAGAGACUGUCAUUGUGGAAAUUCAACUGAUUCAGAGAGAAAGUAGAGCUUCUUCUGCAGUUAAUGUAACAGUGACAAACCUGUUUAAGGACAACUCAGAUGUAACCGAUAUAAUGGUUACUUAUGCAAUAAAUAAUGAAACAGGAAAAUUGGGCUAUGUGUACACAGUUGCAUCAUACUGUGCUGCUUUUAAAUGUGAUACUCAAACCACACACUGCAAAGAAGCUAUGUAUCCAGAAUGCUUAUGCCUAGAUGAUUUUGCAAAGACAGACUGGGAUGAACUUUCUUGUUCAGACUGCAGUGAAAACUGUUCUUCAAGACAAAACAAGUACUGUGAAAGAGUAGGAGCGGUUCCAACAUGCAAAUGCAUGGCUAACUUCGAAAAGAAGGAUAAUAGCUGUGUACCCUGUCCAGUGGGCUACUCUGGGGAGGACUGCAAGGACAGUACAGAACUCAUCCUUAUAAUAGUGGGUACAGUGCUUGGAGCCAUAAUCCUGAGUUUGCUGAUAGCAGUCUCUAUUGUUUCAGCAAGAAACAAACACAGGCAAGAUCCAGAGCAGAAAAGACUGAUAAAGUCAGGAUAUUCCAACUCAGAUACCUAUGCUGAUAAACAGACCAGGAUGUUCCCCCGAGUCCAGACCACUUCUGGCCAUGCGAACCCAGGGUAUCAGCCAAACAAUCCAUAUGAGAUGCAUUCAACAAACAGAAGUCAAUAUGAUGAUUUGUAUGAAAUAUCACGGGAUCAGGAGGGCUUUAGGAUGCAGAGCAAAUAUUAAGUGACCAGAGCGGUGUAAAGAUAGAUGACAACCACAGCAAUGGGUCAGACCAAAUCGUUUCUCAGCCUCUCACCGAUGCAGAUACUUCAGCACAAGAGACAACAAAAUGUACGGCCUCAGCUUCUCUGAAGAUUUUCUAAAGUAAAACCCCUGCUUGAAAGAGACCAAGGACAACUCUCUGAAAUAAGAGAAAAAUGAAGCAGAGAGUAGGAGGAAGACAAUGACUUUCACAAGAAUUAGAGGGCUCCAGUGAACACCAGCAUUCUU